Messenger RNA from Colletotrichum higginsianum IMI 349063, 210 nucleotides. RefSeq names its product Flavonol synthase flavanone 3-hydroxylase. The transcript has a single exon. Bases 1 to 210 code for a protein of 69 amino acids. Lineage: Eukaryota; Fungi; Ascomycota; Sordariomycetes; Glomerellales; Glomerellaceae. The record is from RefSeq and is a predicted model, not a curated record.
AUGCCCUGGAUGGUCGUAGUCAACGUGGGCGACUUCAUCGGCGCCGAUCAGGAAAAGACGGUGGGCUACUUCAUCGGCGCCGAUCAGGAAAAGACGGUGGGCUUUGUCCCCGGUUGCUUAGGCCCCGGCAGAUCAAAUAGAACUCACGAGCCGAUCAACGGCCGCGAGUACAUCGAGAUGCGCCUGGAUGGGGCUUACCAAGGAUGCUGA